UUUACGAUAUAAAAAAAAGUUUUAUUUUACUUACUUUCCGAAGUUGUACUCCAGCCCGCAACGACUCCCAUUUGACCAAUAAGUCGAUUCGCAAGUGCCGAUGUACUAUUUAAAGAUUGUGCAAAAUGAGUAAACCUGGUUGUUCCUGUAAAAGUGCCAAUGAGCCAAAUCCAAAUUGUGCUUAUUGUGGUAACAAGAAGCUAACCUAUUAUAAUGAUCAAUAUCAAAACAGUUAUCAAAACAAUUACGGAGAGAAUCAAGGCUAUAAUAAACCUGGAUGUUGCUGUAAAAAUGCCAAUGAGCCAAGUCCCAAUUGUGUUUAUUGUCGUAACAAGGCCCAAGGCUAUUAUAAUGAUCAAUAUCAAAACAGUUACGCACAAAAUCAAGGCAAUAAUGGCUAUAAUGCUUAUAACCAAGGAAGCGACUAUUCGUAUGGAAGCCAAUGGACACAGCCUCAACCGAAUGCCCAACAGGGUCAACAGGGCGAAGGUGAUACAAACAAUAAUACCUGGUCACUCCUGAAGCCUGUAUUGGUCUUUGGUGCCGGUUGUUACGUGACCUCGCAAAUGGUGAAUGUGGCCAGUGAAUUGGGUUAACAACAACCGUUGCGUAGCCCUUUUCUUAAUGAACUUCUAUUUAAUUUUCUUGACAAGCCGGUAUUUCAUCAGUAACAAAAAUCUGUACACCCCCACUACAUCCAAAAUAUUUGCAAUGCUUCGUUGAUGGUGUAAAUAAAAUUUUAUGUGCUGUUCAUUUAUUUCAA
Molecule: messenger RNA, 763 nt
Organism: Drosophila innubila
Lineage: Eukaryota; Metazoa; Arthropoda; Insecta; Diptera; Drosophilidae
Product: probable serine/threonine-protein kinase clkA
Exons: 2
Coding region: 126-596 (156 amino acids)
Source: RefSeq, a predicted model, not a curated record